Messenger RNA from Onychostoma macrolepis, 6156 nucleotides. RefSeq names its product leucine-rich repeats and immunoglobulin-like domains 1 (gene lrig1). Lineage: Eukaryota; Metazoa; Chordata; Actinopteri; Cypriniformes; Cyprinidae. Gene Ontology annotation, molecular function: protein binding. The transcript has 18 exons. The record is from RefSeq and is a predicted model, not a curated record. Bases 1002 to 4070 code for a protein of 1022 amino acids.
UCUCCAAGCACCAAUCGGAAAGCAAAACGAGGGAAUCUUUAUCACUCCCGAUGUAUCCAACGUGGGACGAAAGAACGUCUGGAUAAAAAGAAAGUAAAGUCCGGGAGGGGGAAAAACAAGCGGUUGAAACGGUCAGAAGUGCGAGGUGAAUUAGUGAAUUAUCGGAGUUUUCGGACCGUACAACGAGAUCAAGAUAAAAGCUUCCCAGUUCCUUCAAACCGCGCUCAGGGUUGCUGGAGAGAGAGAAGGAACAAACGCGAGCCGCAAAGUUCACAACAGUCGGACGGCUUUACUGGAACUGUUUCGCUUCAAAAGUGGUUUAUUAUUAUUCACUUAUGUGAUCCAAACGCCUGCAUUCGCAGUUUGGAAACUUUAUAUCAAGUCCGUGAAGAAGCGAGAGCCUCAAACUUUUUUUUUUUUUUUAGGAGUGCGGUUUUUCCUGAGGAAAAGUUUCUUUAAAGCGCCGUCGAUCCCAGAUUUUCUUUCAACCCGCUCGUAUGGAGUUAAUGGACACGAUCAACUAUGGUUUUACUUUUCAUAAUAACGAAUCACUUGGGAUCGGCACAUUAUAAAAACUGCAGAAACGCCGUUGACGAUUUAAACUCUUCAAACUACAUUUGAUUCAGUGGAUCUCUCUUGCCAAAACAAAGCGCCUGUCUAUCUCCCAUCCAGAGCCCCUUUUCAACCUUUUAAGGACAACUGCAUUUAGUUUUGGCUUCUGGACAAGUUUCUUGUAUUGCCUCGUCGUGAUUCACCUUUGAUUUACUUAACGUUACGUGGUGGAGCAGGGGAGUUCAAUUUUUUUUUACUGUGGACCGUUUUCGAGUGCAGGACUCAUGCAUUGCCCAAAAGCAUCGCAGUAUAAUUUGAUAUUACCUUUGGGUAAACAAACAACUUAAUGAAGGCGAAUUACUCGGACUCUGAGAAACUCAAUAGGUUCGAGCUGUCCGUUUGUGGAUGAGAGAGAUCAGUCGUUAAGCGCUGAGACAACUGGAUACAAAAUGGCGGCGUGGCUGGGACAGAUGGGAUCACUUUCAUAUCAUGUGUUUUAUUGGCUUUUGACGCUGGGACUGUUAAUCAAUUAUAGCGCACCGUGUCCUCAAAACUGUACGUGUACGCUUGAUACGACCGACUGCAGUCAUUUAGACCUUACUGAUGUCCCUCAAGACUUGCCUAAGAGCACUGUGCAUCUAAAUCUGAGCCACAACAAGCUGGCGGCAGUCGAUAUGGACAUCCUCUCCAAUCUGCCCGACCUGAGAGAAGUGAGGCUUGACCACAAUGAGCUGACAUCCAUCCCUUCAUUCGGAGACGCAGCAGCAACAGUCGCUACACUCUACUUGCACCAUAAUAAAAUCCGCAGACUGGAGGGGAGCCUGCUGCAGAACUUCACCGCUCUGGAGACUCUAGAUCUGAGUAAUAAUGACAUCACGGAGCUGAGAGAGCACUGCUUCCCUCCGGGGUUACAAAUCAAGGACCUGCACCUGAGCAGUAAUAAGAUUGUUCAUCUGGAGUUCGGGGCGUUUAAGAACCUCGCUGGGAGUCUGCAGAUCCUCAGACUGAGCCGGAACCGAUUGACCCAGCUUCCUGUUAAGGGCCUGGAGCUGCCCAAGCUCACACAACUGGAGCUGAGCAGGAACAAGUUGCGGUUAAUCGAGGGACUCACCUUUCAAGGUUUGAGCAGUUUAGAAGUUCUCAAGCUUCAGAGAAACAACAUCAGCAAGCUGACGGAUGGGGCGUUCUGGGGUCUGGCCCGGAUGAGGGUUCUGCACCUGGACUAUAACAGUCUACGAGAGGUGAACAGCGGCUCUCUCUACGGUCUGGAGUCGCUCCUGCAGCUCUAUCUCUCCAACAACUCCAUCUCUAACUUUAACCCUGAGGGCUGGGGCUUCUGUGAGAGACUCCGAGAACUGAACUUGUCCUAUAAUAACCUGACGAAGCUGUCCGAGGGUGGAUUUUCCAAACUGGUGAACCUGAACUCACUGCGUUUGGGACACAAUUCCAUCAGCCACAUCACGGAGGGAGCAUUUAGAGGCCUUAGUUCCCUGCGGACGCUGGAGUUGGACCACAAUGACAUUUCUGGCACUAUAGAGGACACAAAUGGGGCCUUCACUGGCCUGGAAAACCUCAGCAAGCUAACUCUGUUUGGAAACAAGAUCAAGUCGGUGGCCAAGAAAGCCUUCUCGGGCCUGGAGGCUCUGGAGCACCUGAACUUGGGGGAAAAUGCCAUCCGCUCCAUCCAACCCGAGGCAUUUAGCAAGAUGAAGAACCUGCGAUACCUUCAUAUUCAAAGUGAUAGUUUUCUGUGCGACUGCCAGCUGCACUGGUUUCCGGAGUGGCUGGUAACACGAGGGCUGAAGGCUGGCGUUCAGGCCACAUGUGCCCACCCAGAGAGCCUAAAGGGCACCAGCAUCUACCAGGCCCCACCACAGAGCUUUGUUUGUGAUGACCUUCCCAAACCCCAGAUCACCGUUCACCCUGUCACCACUGCAGCGGUUUUGGGCAAAGAUGUGCGUCUGACCUGCACGGCUGCCAGCAGCAGCAGCUCGCCCAUGACCUUCACCUGGCUCAAGGACCAGGAGACGCUACGGCAAGCCGAGGUGGAGAAUUUUGCCCACGUGCGGGCCAGUGACGGAGGGGUGAUGGAGUACACCACUAUCCUCCACCUCCGGCACGUCACCUUCAACCAUGAGGGCCGCUACCAGUGCAUCAUCAGCAAUCACUUUGGCUCCUCCUACUCUAACAGGGCCCGCGUCACUGUAAACGUGCUGCCUUCAUUUGUCAAGACCCCACGCGACAUCACGAUCCGGACAGGCACGAAGGCACGGUUGGAGUGUGCGGCUGAAGGACAUCCGACUCCCCAAGUGGCGUGGCAGAAAGAUGGCGGUACAGAUUUCCCUGCCGCCCGAGAGCGCCGCAUGCGUGUGAUGCCCGAUGACGAUGUCUUCUUCAUCAUGGACGUGAAGCCUGAGGAUAUGGGCGUGUACAGCUGCACGGCAAAAAACACGGCGGGCAUGAUCUCCGCAAACGUCACUCUAACGGUGCUAGAGACCCCUCAUCUUGCACAGGAAAUGGAGGAUCGAAAUGUUGUAGUGGGCGAGACUGUUGCGUUGCAGUGCAAGGCUUUAGGCAGCCCACCUCCUCGCAUCACCUGGCUAAAGGGGGAGGAGCCUCUGAGACCCAGCGACCGUCACUACUUCACUCCAGGGAAUCAGCUCUUGGUGAUUGGUAGCACUACCUUAGAGGACGCUGGACGCUACACCUGUGUCAUGUCCAACACGCUCGGCACGGAGCGAGCUCACUGCCAGCUCAAUGUUUACCAGCGCUUUGAGGAAUGCGCGCCUUUUUCAAGCCCCAGCACUGUUACUGUGGGAAUCAUCGUCAUCGCUGUGGUGACCAGUAUUGUAGUGACGUCACUGGUUUGGGUGUGUAUUAUCUACCAGACGAGGAAGAAGAGCGAGGAGUGCAGUGUAAACACAGAUGAGACAAUUGUCCCUCCUGAUGUCCCCAGUUACCUGUCCUCUCAAGGCACUUUGUCAGAGAGACAGGACGUGUGCAUACGAGUGGACUCCAAUGGUGGAUCUCAACCCAACGGACGUAUAGAAAACAACGGCUAUGAUGGGCCAAUCGUGUGCACAGACUGCUUGGAAAACGUCACCAGCUACUCCAAACACUGUAACUACCUCCCUCACGGGAUAGCGCCCCCUUCAGGCCUGGAGUAUCAGCAGACACACCAAACAUCGACUUUCACCAGCCACAACAAUGAACCACACUGCAAUGGCACACCCAACGGGGUCAGGAAAGACAGCCAAACUCCCAUCUUUCCCACCAACCACGACAGGGUGACCAUAUCACCCUCGUCGCACCAGUUCAAUGACAGAAAAGGAUUGUUGGUGAAUAGGUCAGACACACCUCCCUCACUUGAAGAGAGUUAUCAUCGGCCAGUAAAGCUCCUGCCUGGGGACUGUGACAUUGGGUCCGAGCUUAAACAGACUCUAUUACCCAACGGACACGCAUAUACGGCCGAUGCCACCCUAAGCGAGAGUGAAUCCUUCAGGCGGGCCAGUAACUAACGCCUCACCAACCCUCUUCUUUAUCCUUUUGCACUGAGAACUGCUACCUCACACUGAGGGGCACAGACAAAGCUGCCCCCAUCUAUCUGAAUGCAGAAUAGGGGCGUCCGGAGUUUGAAGGCGAAGCUUGAGUGGGACGAUGAUGAUGUCCCAUGCGAGCGUUAAUGAUGUAUAUAGGUAUAAUCCUCCUCAGGGAGGCUUCGUUCACACUUCAGAAAUGUGACUUGCAUUUGACGCAUGCAAAAUGUAUGACAGAGUGCUAUAACGUUGGGCUUUGAGCUGUACAUAAGAGUUUUCAUAUAUAAAUACGUGAAUGUAUGUAUUCUAUAACUUUUACAAAAGUGUGUUUAACUCUAUUCGGUGCAUGGUGAGAUCAGAGUGGUUAUAUUUUAUUUUUAUUUCUUUUUUUUUUUUUUUUUAACGGAUCUCUCCUGCUUUUCCCUGUUUUAUAAGCAGUGCCUUAUUGCAAGAUCAAAGAAUCCACAAGUCAGUUUUUCUUUGGGAGAUGUCUGUAUGCUUUCCCACUCUCAAAUGGGAAUCUUGCCGUGCACUUGAAGUUUAGACAACCCAAUCAUAAUAGAUCGCCUUAAAGGAAUAUUCCAGGUUAAAAUCAAGAAACAGGGUUCUGGAAAUAUCAGGGAAUUUACUUUUUUUGAUGCCUAGAAAAGUCAUGGGAAUUAAUAUGAUUUACAGUACUUUUAUUUAGCAAGGAUUCAUUACAUUGAUCAAUAGUGACCGUAAAGACAUUUAUAACGUUACAAAUGAAUUAAAAACAAGUUUCAAAUAUAUGCUGUUCUUUUGAACUUUCCAUUCAUCAAAGACUCCUGAAAAUGUAGCACUGUUUCAGAAUGAAUUCAAAUAUAUUUUAUAUUAAAAAAAGUUACAUUGUAAUAUUUCACUAUAUUACUGUCAUUACUGUAUUCUUGAUCAGAUAAAUGAAAAUAGGUAUUAAAAAACAUUUUGAAAAAAAAAUUGAACCAAACUUUUGAACAGUAGUGGAAUUCUUUUUUUGUGUGUGUGUGAAUUUACAUUUCUAAAUUUAGAUUUCUGAAAUGUUUAAUUGGCUAGUAAUGAUUUUUAAGUAAUUAUGACUGGAAAAAUUAUGGCAAUUCACUAAAAUAUUAAAUUUACUUUGAAAAUAAUUGAAAUUUGUACUUCAGUUUGUAAAAACAAACAAAAAAGCUACUGUAUUUGUCAUUACUAACUGGUGUUUAACCUGGAAUAUUCCUUUGUCAGAAUAUAUAUGGGAUGAAUGAAGAGCUCUGCAUUGAAUUUUCAGGUCCGUUAUGGUACAAAAAUGACGUAAGGGAAAAUAUAAGCACUUUGAUAAAUCACAUUUUUACAUGUUGAGAUUCUGAUGCUAUCGAGGCUCUUCCGUUAACAAAGGUACACGCCACCAAAAGCUGCUUCACUUGCCUACAUACUUGUGGUAUUUGAAAUGAAUUUUUAAAUGUAUUUGUUGACUAUCUUUUUAAACAUAUUUGGGGAAGUAACAAAUUAUCCAAAAAUAAUAUUUAGAGAGACUGGUUCUAACAGUGAGUUUUAGCUAAUGCUGCCAAAUCACAAAAGGGAAAGAGCGUCUCUCUAGAAAACUCAAGCUGUGUGUGCUGGACUUCAACCACACAGAAUGACUUCACCUAAAGGGAAUAAGCAGGAAAUAGUGAACACCUCGUCUUUGCUAAAGACUAAAGCAGCUAAUGCUAAGCUACAUUUAUUAGUUAGCCUGAGCCAAACCGGUUCAUGUCGACAGCCAAGGUUGUGUGUGUUUUUUAGGCCAAAUAGUAUAACAUCUGUACUACUAAACUAGGGGAAUGUUUUGUAAAGUUGGGUUACAGAAAACGCCAGUUUAACCCCAAAAACUGUAGACCAUAUCAGUACUUUGAUAAUGUGGUUAGCAGGUUAACUGUGUAAUCCAGCUCUGUAAACUAGUUCAAAUAGGUUAACUCUACAGAUGUUUGGGUCACCUUGUUUCAUACCAGAUUAAUUUAUUGAACUCAACUCUAAUCACAGCUGUUCACCCACAUGGCUAAAACUGUUCAAGUGUCAAAAUGGCAGGUGUUUAUUAAAGUCACAUUUUGCUCUUUUA